This is a messenger RNA of Tigriopus californicus, 1604 nucleotides long. RefSeq lists its product as uncharacterized. The coding region runs from base 419 to 1504 and encodes 361 amino acids. Gene Ontology annotation, biological process: negative regulation of DNA-templated transcription; negative regulation of circadian rhythm. Gene Ontology annotation, cellular component: nucleus. The record is from RefSeq and is a predicted model, not a curated record. The transcript has 4 exons. NCBI's taxonomy places the organism in Eukaryota, Metazoa, Arthropoda, Copepoda, Harpacticoida, Harpacticidae.
UCGAGGCAUGAGUCACACAACGUGCCCGUAACGUUUGUUUUCUCUAAAACGUCGAUCGUUUUAAUAAAUCACGAACCAAAGGUCUGGUCUUGACGGCUCGUAGACGCAGUUGGUCGGCUGAAAAACAUUGCACUGAAUGGGGUGGCAUCGAUUCCCAACUUAAGAGCGAUAUAGAGAAAUAAAGAGAGGCCGCAAAUCCAGAGAUCCAGCGCUGACUAAGGCUGUAGGCAGGAGAAAGAGCGUUCUGGCUUGGAUCCUCGAAGGCCCACAGGCUAGGGAGGCCUCGAAAACACGAUCAGGCCUAACUCAUUUGUGAAUCAGUUGUGAACAGCUCAAGAACGGAAGACAUCAAUUGGACAUUAAAGACGUUCGAAUCUUAUAAAAAACUAAUCUGGUGAUUGGAUUGGCCGGGACCAUCAUGGGCAGUCAAACCGAUUUCCUUCUGUUAGAGGAUCACAGAGAUGAUGAUUCUGGAGUGGCUACUUCCGUGGACGAGUUCUUUUUAGACUCUAUCGAUUUGCCCUUUGAGGAAAUCGAGUCCCCUCAUCCAUUGCCCACAGUUGAACCCAUCGAGUUUGUUUCCAAUGAAGUGUGCCAUUCCGAAGUGGGACGGGAAGCGAUCUCGAAGAGACCAUCGGGUGCCAUUCAAGAGAGGGAAAACAUUGCCAAAGACAUCAAGUUCAUUAUCGAUGCUCUCAAGAGUGAAUCAUGUGAAACUGAGGAAGUGAAGGCCAGGAUUCUCCACUUGAAAGGUCAAUCUCUCGGGGGUUUCAGAGUGCUUGUAUCCAUUUUACAAACUCAUUACCCAGAUUUCCUUAACAUGGAGUUACCAAACAUCAACAUAUCUUCCAAAGACUUUAUGAUCCCGGACCUGGCUGUCAACGAUUCAUCUCCGAUGAAUUUCUUCAAAUCUGAAAACACUCAAAGUCCGGACCCAAAUCCGAACAGUUCCAAUGAUCAAAUGGCCACAUCAUCUUAUUCCGAGGCUGACUCGCCCAAUUGGUCGAUUGAUAGCCCUUCAAAACCAAAGUCGCCGCCUGAUGAGUCCAGGAAGGCCAGGUACGAGCGAACCGCUUCCAUAUUAUCAAGAUCCGGAUUGCUUGACAUCACCAUGAAGACCGCAGAGCUGAUUCAAAAGAACACCAAGCUCAACAAGGAGCUGCAGAGACUCAGAGAAGAAACCAACCAGUUUGUCCAGAACGUCCUUGAGAAUCCGGCCAAUCAGAGCCUUUUGACGCCUCGUUCCAGUAUGAGUCGAUCUGUUCCAGGCAAGAGCACACAAGUGUUCCUAUCACCAAACCUGGAUUUUCACAUCUUCAGCUCAAUGGGACAGUUUCAAACCCUGACUCCGGUGGUAACCUCGUCGUCGUUUGGUUUGAAAAGAAAGGCCAGUCCAAUCCACUCGACAGAACACCAACAUGAAUCCAGAUUUGGUCAGAGCACAAACUAUGAAACUAAUGGGCCUAAGUCUUCUAAACAACAGUGUUUAAUGGCCUCGGAUUAGAUGAACGUUGGGCUCGAAAAUGAAAAUACCAGAGUUACCUGAUCGAAAAUAUGAAUGUGUCUACUUUGUGUUUAACUUAUUAAAUAUAUUCUGCAAUCUC